AGUUAACCAAGAUGAUGUAUUGGUGAUUUAACAGCGGAUGCAGCGUGCACCUUCAGGAUGGGAGGAGUACAAAAAACUUGUGAAUGAAAUUUUCCAAAUGAUCCCGGACAAGGAGAUGUACAGGGAUGCUGCUCUUGAACGCUGCAGAGUGUGUUCAGUAGUCGGCAACUCUGGGAACCUCAUUAACUCUCAUUAUGGUCCUAUGAUUGAUGACGGUGAUUUUGUCCUGAGAAUAAAUCGAGGUCCCACCAAAGGCUUUGAGCAGGAUGUUGGAUCAAAAACUACUCAUCGCAUUAUUUACCCAGCAAGUGCUGUUGACAUGGACAACUCAACUCACAUGGUCUUUUUUGCCUUCAAGACGGCUGAUCUGAAAUGGUUGGCUCAUAUGUUCACUUCACACAAUGUCGAAAGAGGAAAAAUGCCAGUGAAAUCAGGGAUUAAAGCAAAUGUGAAUUUGGUGAUGGUUGUAAGCCCUAGUUUCAUGAAGUAUGUCCAUCACCAGUGGCUGCAGAAACAUGGUCGAUACCCAUCCACUGGAUUCAUGACUCUCAUUAUGGCUCUUCAUAUCUGUGACAAGGUUCGAGUGUACGGAUUCGGAGCAGACCGACAGGGUUACUGGCAUCACUAUUUUGAAAAGAUACUGCCGAAACAAAAAACGGGCCAUCAUGGGGGAAACUUUGAGAAUGCCAUCCUCAAAGAACUUCACCAAAGGAAAAAAGUUGAACUCUACGUAUGACUUCUGGAAACAAUUAAGCUCAACUCCGCAAUUCAACAACAGUUACCGUACUCAAAAUGUAUUUGUAUACUGUUCAAAUGAAUGUCCAAUGUCUGGGAUUACCUUUCUCAUUUCCUCUUCCUUCUGCUGCAUGCAGCGACUUUUUCCUCACCUCAGUUGCUACCAGGGUCCUUGUUUAAAUUUUCUGAUUCAUGUUUUUUUUUUCUUUUUUUUAGUCUAGGUUUCUUGAUUGUCAUGUUGUUAUUCCAUUCUUUUUUCUGAUUCCAUGUCUGAUCUUCUGAUUUUGUUCCUCCAUGAUAUUUAAAAUCUGAGCUAGCCAUCUAUCAUCCCUUACCCUUGCCAGAUAUUUCCUUUUUAUUAAUCAACUUGUUUUUUUUUAAUAAAGCUGUUAAAGAAAGUUGAAUAAGAGAGAGAGAUUAUUGUCAAUGUCUUAUUUAAAUGUUUUUAGUUAAACUGCACAUUGGAGACUGGUCAAACGCAAUUUCAGACUUCUGUGCUAACCCUGUUACAUAGAUUUU
Messenger RNA from Engraulis encrasicolus (European anchovy), 1254 nucleotides. Its product is annotated as CMP-N-acetylneuraminate-beta-galactosamide-alpha-2,3-sialyltransferase 1-like. Gene Ontology annotation, molecular function: beta-galactoside (CMP) alpha-2,3-sialyltransferase activity. Gene Ontology annotation, cellular component: membrane. The transcript has 5 exons. Bases 38 to 736 code for a protein of 232 amino acids. NCBI's taxonomy places the organism in Eukaryota, Metazoa, Chordata, Actinopteri, Clupeiformes, Engraulidae. The record is from RefSeq and is a predicted model, not a curated record. Gene Ontology annotation, biological process: sialylation.